AUGAAACUCUCAGCCCUGAUUCUUGUGCUCGCUCUGAUUGUCUGCGCCGUGAAAGCACAAGCCGAAUUUGAUGAGGAAAAUGGAUACGCAAAGAGAUCCAUGAGGAAUGCGUUGGUCAGAUUUGGACGAUCUGGAAUGCGAAAUGCGUUGGUGAGAUUCGGAAAACGAUCGCUUGGAAAUGAUUACGCGGAAGCCAAGAGAGCUCAGAGUGCCCCGGAACCAUUUGGUAAGGUUUAUGACUGUAGGACGUUAGAAAAAACACCCAACAAAAGUUUGAAAAGUUGAGUUGAUGAUAACAAAAUCGUUUCAGUCCGAUUCGGCCGUUCAGCUCCAUCACAUUUUGCCUUAUACGACUACUACGACAUCUAG
Messenger RNA from Bursaphelenchus xylophilus (pine wood nematode), 369 nucleotides. The record is from the annotation of a GenBank genome assembly. NCBI's taxonomy places the organism in Eukaryota, Metazoa, Nematoda, Chromadorea, Rhabditida, Aphelenchoididae.